GAUUGAAUAUCAGAACGUAACCUUGGUAUAAUUUAAUAAUCACGUUCAGUGUUCAAUCAUUAUCUCACAUUAAGUUGUUAAUUGGGUCAAUUGAUUCGUAGUAAUUAAUAGAUUCAACGUUGUACAUAACAUCACGUUACAUAUACCCUAAACAUCCUUUUAAAAGAAAAAAAAAAAAUACAUAAGUAGAUAACUAUUUAUCUGACAAUAUGGAUUAUCGUAGUCAACAAUUAAUGAAAGAUGAUGUAUUAGAAGCACAAAGCACAUCCAAGUCGAACACAAAUUCUGCAAAAAGCUCUAAGGAGAAAGAUGUCAUGUCUACAAGCUCAUCAGUGCCUAGGAAGCUCAAGGUGGAAAUGCAAACACUGCAAAUAUCUGAGGAAUCUGAGCAACAACUCUAUGACAGUCUUAUACAUAUUUAUGGAAAUGAUUUUAAACUUGCUGACACUGCAGAGCUUGAAGAAAAAACAUCAAAUUUAGACAAACAAUACUGGAUGGAGCGAGGUAAUUUAGUUGUCAAAGGAAUAGUAGAUUAUUCUUCUAAAGAUACCACGCCGAAGACCCAGGACCAAAUAACACAGCAAUUUGCUACAUCUAAAUUAGAAAGCUAUGGUUUCCAUCUUUCACAUUGUAUACAAGCUUUAACGUAUACAAAAGGCAAUUUGGGGAAAUCUUUAGAACUAUUAUUUUGUAAAUAUUAUGGAGUUGAAAAUAUUCAAAAAAAUGAAAACUCUGAAAUUCCGGAUGCUGCUGAAUUAUUGGAAAGACAACUGGAAGAAAAGGAAGCACUUGAAUCAAUUUAUGGCGAUGCGUUUAGUGAAAAAAUAAAAAAUAGCAUUUGGAUGGUACAAUUAAAGUUAGAUUAUUUAACAAAUAAUAAAAAAGUUAUACAAGAAGUAAAAAAGCAAGAAAAGAAAGUAUGUCAAUUUUUUGUUCAUAAUAAAUGCACAUUUAAAGACAAAUGCAGAUUUCUACACCAAUUACCACAGAAAGUAUCCAAUGUGCCAAUUGUAGAAGAUCCUUAUUUCACGUUAGAGAUAAGAUUCCCCGAAGGAUCUAAAUAUCCAUAUGAACCACCAUAUUUUUAUUUUUAUAAGAACAAUGAAAUAUUUCCACGUAUAAAAUGCCUAAGAAUAGCAAGAAGAUUGUACAAUGAAGCCUUACUUUUAUCUCUUGACGGUAUCCCGUCGAUAUUUUCUAUAAUUUCAUUAUUAGAAGAUGAAUACAAUAUAAAAACUUAUUUGGAAGAAAAUAAGGAACAAUUUUUGCAUCAGUAUGAAGCAUUGUGCCCAAAAGAACAAGAGAAAGAAGAAGAAUUGCCUAGUCAUUACAAACUUGGUAGCACCAGUAAGAAAAACAGAGAUAAUAUCUCCUGGGAACAGAUUAAUAAAGAAAAUGAUUUAAUAGAAAAAAAAUUUAUGGAUAAAAAGGAAAAUCCUAAUUAUAUGAGAAUGCAGGAGGUACGAAAAAAAUUGCCAGCAUGGUCCAAGACAAAUGAAAUUUUGGAAACUGUACACGAAAAUCAAGUUGUUAUCAUUUCUGGCGAAACCGGAUGUGGCAAAAGUACUCAGGUACCACAAUUUAUUUUAGAUGAGUGGAUUAUUAAUAGAUUAAAGUCGAAGGAUAAGCCUCAUAUUAAUAUAAUUUGUACUCAACCACGAAGAAUAAGUGCCAUAGGGGUUGCAGAACGAGUGGCAGCUGAGAGAGAUGAAUCUGUAGGAAAUACAAUUGGAUAUCAGAUACGUUUGGAAAGCAAAAUAUCUAGUAAAACACGACUAACAUUUUGCACCAUGGGAAUAUUAUUGCAGAAGUUGUCGGGGAAUCUCGAGUUAUCGGAUGUGACUCACAUUAUAGUUGACGAGGUGCAUGAGAGAAGCGCCGACAGUGAUUUCUUACUCAUGCUUUUAAAGGAAUUAUUACCGAAAAGGCCGUCUUUGAAAAUAAUAUUAAUGAGCGCAACACUUAAAGCCGACACAUUCUCUUCAUACUUUGGAAAAGCCCCAGUUCUAAAUAUCCCGGGAAAAACUUUUCCAGUCGAACAAAUCUUUCUCGAAGACGCACUCGAAAGAAUAGGAUAUGUUCUCGAAGAAAAUACUCAGUUCACUCGUAAGCUCAAAUGUGAUUGGGAUCAGUUUCAAACCGAACUGGAAAUGGCUGAUUUGAAAAUUGGCGAAUACGCCAAUACACCCAAAGAAUCUAUCAAGGAUGAAAAUUUGACGCUGGUGCAACUCGUCAGUAGAUAUCGUGGCUAUUCCAAGCAGACGUAUAAAAGCUUAUACAUUAUGAAUCAGGAAAAGAUUAAUUUUGAGUUAAUAGAAAAGACUUUAGAAUGGAUUGUUUUUGGAGAACAUGACUAUCCCAAAACGGGUUCUAUUUUAGUAUUUCUACCAGGUAUGAAUGAUAUUCUUGCAAUGAAAGAUCGAUUACAUCACAAUAAUAAUUUCUCGCCAAACAAUAAAGGAUUUCUUAUCAUACCUCUGCAUUCGAGUCUUUCUAAUGAAGAGCAAAAUCUUGUAUUUAAAAAAACCGGAAAAGAUAUCCGUAAAAUCGUACUUAGCACGAAUCUGGCUGAAACGUCUAUAACCAUAGACGAUUGUGUAUUCGUGAUUGAUUCAGGAAAGAUCAAGGAAAUGAGAUUCAAUUCGAAUCAGAAUAUGGAAAGUUUAGAGACUUGCUGGAUAUCACGAGCAAACGCUGUGCAAAGAAUGGGUCGUUCUGGUCGAGUAAUGCCUGGAGUGUGCAUCCAUUUGUACACCUCGCAUAGAUUCAAAUAUCACUUUGCUGCACAACCGAUACCAGAAAUACUAAGAAUUCCUUUGGAACCGUUACUUCUACAUAUUCAGCUUAUGCAUAAAGGAAAAAAAGUAGAUCUAUAUGAGAUAUUGGGGAAAGUGAUAGAACCACCAACAAUUGACAGUAUUACGAGCGCCAUAAUACGUUUGCAGGAUGUCGGCGCCUUUAACUCGGAACGUGUAUUAACACCGCUUGGUCAUCAUUUAGCCAAACUACCUGUAAAUGUACGAAUCGGAAAAUUGAUACUGUACGGCGCGAUUUUUUGCUGCUUGGAUUCCGCGCUUACUAUCGCCGCGUGUUUGUCGCACAAGAGUCCAUUUAAUGUACCAAUGGAUAUGAUAAAUAAGGUCAAUCCCAAGAAAACAUUUUACAUGGCUGAAUCAGACCAAUUAACCGUCCUCAACGCUUAUAAGAAAUGGUUAGCCGCGUAUUCACGCAGCGCUUAUGCUGGUCAAGUGUUCGCUUUUAAAAAUUAUUUAUCCAUAAAUACAUUGCGUACUUUAGCGGAUAUAAAAUAUCAAUUUUUGGAGUUGUUAGUAUCGAUCGGUUUCGCGCCUAUCGAUUUACCCAAGAGACGACCCAAGAUUGACAAUAUCUUAGAGAUCACUGGAGAUGAAUUGAAUGUCAAUAAUGAUAAUUGCAAGCUAUUGCAGGGUCUUCUCUGUGCGGCAUUAUAUCCUAACAUUGUAAAAGUUUUUACACCUGGAAAGUCAUUCCAAGCACAAUCUACUGGCAUGAUACCAAUGUCGCCCAAACCAAACGAAUUGAAGUUCAGAACGAGACACGACGAUUUCGUCAACAUUCAUCCAUCAUCUGUGAAUUUUCACAUUGGACAUUUCACAAGUCCGUAUUUAGUAUUCCAGGAGAAGAUCAAGACUAGCAAAGUUUUCAUUAACGAAGUGUCCAUGAUCCCAAUUUUGUCUUUAAUAUUAUUCUCUAGUUAUGAAUUACGCACGGAAAUGCAUAACGGAAGAUAUAUGCUUUCUUUGGACGAUGGUUGGAUUAUGUUCGCGAUAGAAUCACACAAUGUGGGGCUACUCUUGCAAAGAAUGAGAAUAGAACUGACAAAAUUACUAGAGCAAAAGAUGCAAGAUCCUCUAUUGAAUCUUUUAAACCAUCAACAAGGCAAAUCAAUUAUACAUACAAUUAUAAAUAUAGUAACGAAGGAAUAGUCAAGAAAAAAAUAGUUACCAAUUACAAAUGUUAUAUAGCAGAGUACAUGAGGCCUUAAGAAAAAAUAAACAUUGUGUUAUAUAUAUGUUAUGAAAAGAAUUUUGAUAUAAUCUAUGCAGAACCUGUAUCAUACUGACUAAUAUAUAGAACAUUUUAUUUUUUAUUAAGGUGAUAUAUUGACAAGUAGCUUUUCAAGGAGCUAAUGUUUUUAACUUUGGUGAUUUGCAAUAAACUAAUUUAUAUUUAACUGCCAAGUUCGUAAGUACAUAAUUGCAAUAAA
Cataglyphis hispanica is the source of this 4246-nucleotide messenger RNA. RefSeq names its product putative ATP-dependent RNA helicase DHX57. The coding region runs from base 210 to 3965 and encodes 1251 amino acids. Gene Ontology annotation, molecular function: protein binding; metal ion binding; RNA binding. Lineage: Eukaryota; Metazoa; Arthropoda; Insecta; Hymenoptera; Formicidae. The record is from RefSeq and is a predicted model, not a curated record. The transcript is spliced from 12 exons. Gene Ontology annotation, cellular component: intracellular anatomical structure.